This is a messenger RNA of Schistocerca gregaria, 4167 nucleotides long. Its product is annotated as sensory neuron membrane protein 2-like. NCBI's taxonomy places the organism in Eukaryota, Metazoa, Arthropoda, Insecta, Orthoptera, Acrididae. Gene Ontology annotation, cellular component: cytoplasm; membrane. Gene Ontology annotation, molecular function: scavenger receptor activity. The record is from RefSeq and is a predicted model, not a curated record. The transcript has 10 exons. The coding region runs from base 131 to 1786 and encodes 551 amino acids.
CCCGCCGAGGCGAGCAUCAGCUGUUGGCGCUGCUCGGCGGGCGGCAGUCGGCGUGCGUCGUCGCUUGUGUGCUGUUGCUGUGUCGCGUGCUGCCUCCGUGUGUGCGGUCUGUCUGUCUGUCUGUCGCGCGAUGCUGUCGGCUCGAGUGUGCGGUUGCGGGCGGCGCGGCCUCUGGUGGGGUCUGGCGGCUGGAGCCGCGCUGCUGGCGGUCGCUCUGGUGUUGCGCUGGGCCGCCUUCCCCGCCAUCCUCACCGCCAAGAUCAAGCAGGCGGUUCAGCUUCACGACGGUUCACCUGCCAUGGAGCGCUUUGUGCAGCUGCCGCAGCCGCUGCUGUAUAAGGUGUACCUCUUCAACGUCACCAACCCAGACGAAGUGGAACAGGGUGCCAAACCAGUCCUGCAGCAAGUCGGACCCUACGUUUACGAGGAGUGGCGGCGCAGGCGUGACGUCACGAGGAUGGCGAACGGCUCGCUGGACUACCGGCUGGAAACGACCUACCACUUCAGUCCGGAGCGCUCUCCAGGACUGUCCGAGGACGACGAGUUCACCUACCUGAACGUCGUCAUGGUGGGCAUAGUGGUGCAGGUGUCGGAGGACUACUCGUCGCUGCUGUCGAUGGUGGAGCCGGUGCUGUCUGAGCUGGUCCCGGGCGGCGCGCAGCUGUUCCAGCGCGCCUCUGCGCGGCAGCUGCUGUGGUCCGGGGUGCCCACCGUCGACUGCCGAGGAAACCUGUCCGCCGUGGCGACGCUCGCAUGCGGCGCGCUGCCCUCCCUGCUGCCGGCCACCGUGCAGCAGACCGAGCCCGGCGUCUACGUCUUCUCCUUCUUCGGAUUCAAGAACGGCACAUCCAAACAGUGGUGGCGGGUGGACUCUGGCGUGGAGGACGUGCGCACCCUGGGCUCCGUCAUAUCGUAUGACAAUAGUUCACGGCUCAAAGUUUGGUCGCCUAGCAACAGUCCAUGCAACGAGAUCCGUGGCACAGACUCUACGCUCUUCCCACCUUUCAUCACGCCCAAUGACACCAUCUACAUCUUCGCUCACGAUAUCUGCAGGUCCAUGCACGCGGAGUAUGAGGGCGAGCAGGACGUGUCUGGGGUGCACGGUCUGCGGUUCGUGGCCUCUGGCAGCCUGCUACGCCGCGGAGGGCCCAACGCCUGCACCUGUCCCGACGGGCGCUGCCUGGCCACGGGCGCCAUCUCUGUCCGGGAGUGCUUCAGGGCGCCCAUCGCCGUAUCGUUCCCGCACUUCUACCAGGCGUCUCCAGAGUACCUGCAGUACGCCGAGGGCCUGAGUCCCAACAAGGAGCUGCACGAGACCUUCGUCGUCAUAGAGCCGGAGACUGGCACACCGCUGGUGGGGGCGAAGCGGCUGCAGUUCAACAUGAAGGCGGUGAGGGUGUCGCAGGUGCCGGCGCUCCGCAACGUCAGCGAUGGCCUGUUCCCGCUGCUCUGGGUCGAGGAGGGCGUGGAGCUGGAGGAGAAGCAGCUGUCGCAGGUGCGAGCGCUGUACGUGGCGCGGGCGUCGAUGGGGGGCGUGGCGUGGGCGGUGCUCGCGGUGGGUGUGGCCGCGCUCCUCUUCUGCGCCGUCCGGCUGGCCAAGGCCAGAGUAGCUGAGCGCAACAGGUCGCUCUCCCUGGAGAAGGGUGUGACCGCCGGGGGUAAGCUGUCGGUUCCGACGCUGGGCGCCGCCUACCCGGAGUCCGCCACCAAACGGCCGUCGCCUCCCGCCGCCGCCCCCGCCGCCUCCGCCGCCCCCGCCGCCCCUGUGGACGCGACGCAUUUUUGACGCCGCCCCCGGCGCCCCGCAGAGGCGGUAAUCAUCGGGGGACCGCUAUGGUGCGGCCCCAACCCACAACGUGACGCCACGGCGUCCACUCCGACAUGCGUCUCGUCUUGGCUCCCUGGUCACCACGGCUGGACAAACCGCGGCGGCGUACGUCACAGUGCCGGGACUAGCUGUCUGUCGGUUGUCCCACGUGUGACGUGAGUGCCGAGUUGUGGACGAAAACAGUACUGCGGCACGUGGAGUCUGCCGACGCUGUGUGAACUCUGAUCAAACCAUCUGUUAUGUUUACCUCUUUUGGGUACCUUGGCAGUCCUGUAAGUAAGAUACACGUUGUGGGUGUUUGGGCUACCCCAGCGGGUCUGUUCAGUAUAUGCUAACUGCUCUACAUCGUCUGCUGCUUACUUCUGGCAUGUAGUAACUUCUGUUGUCUGCACUUUGACGGUCGUUUUGUGAAACUCGUGCGUGCACGACUACGUUGACUCCAAGCAGUUGAUGAUAGCUCGUGCAGAGCCUCCUCUCGGGAAUAAAGUAGAAGGCUCUGAACCCUUCAGCGUGACCUGUCUGGUGACAACUUGGUCGCGCACGCUUGACCAUAAGACGAGGCUUUCGUAAGAAGUGUGGGCACCGGCAAUUGCUCCUUCCUGGGAGUAACCACCAUCCAUCACCUGACGAUGACGAGAAGACGCCUCUAAGAAAUUUUGUGGGUUUUGCACUACGUGAUCCACCGGCAAACGAAGAGCCAUACAUUGAAUAUACAACACUGUUUACUAUCGAUGUGAAAAAUCUGAUGCAAGCAACAUGAACACCGCACAUUAGAGGCUAUUUUGCAAUCACAUACGUCCCAAAGAUAUGGUUUUUAGGGGAGUGAUAUCGUCUUUGGCGGAGGUCAAUAAGUUACACGUUUCCCGGUGUCCAACCAGAUUUAUCUUUUUUUUCACAAUUCUUCUCAAGUCUGACCCAAAGUCAGCGAUUGGUCCUGAUGACCAUUUUAUUAGACAUUCUCGCCACACAGAUAGCGAAAUAUUACACAGACGAAUGAAACUGUUAAACCAACUGUGCAUCCAGAUUCAUAAGCCGCUCAUAAAAUACAAUACACUGUAAUUUCCUGAUAUCCAAAAGAGGGUUUUGGCAAAUGAUAGGCGGCCAACUACUUAAUUUUGUAUGAACCUAGAUAUUCCAAAACCCUUUUACUCUUAGUGUAACGCUAUGCUUUUUAAAUGGCAUUAGGGACGUCUCGUAAGACCAUGACACUGAUUGACCGCUUGUUAAUCCACGCGCUAAAAGAUUUUUUUUAAAUGUCAGAGGAAUGUACUCAAAUUUAGGACCAAAUUACCCAGAGUCCUCUGUUGUGGAGUAAACAUCAUCAACAGUGGCCACAUGCCUUUAUAUACUGCAAGGAGGGGAGAAGUGUUUACAUCGCAUAGCGGAUGCCUGAUACUUGAAACAUUUUUCGGCGCAAUCCUUAACAAGCGCAAAUAACAGUAGUGGUAUUUUCAAUAACUUUCGAAUGCCAUUCAAGGAAAAUUCAUCGUUCUGUUUUAAAGUAAUUGCGUCUACAUUUCGUAUGAUAAAAAAGCGAUCUUCUAUCGUGCAAGAAAUUAAAAGGUGUAUUAUGUUCUAUCUCACUUUUCCUGUAAAAUAGACGAUAUGUGGUCUUCACGCACAGGAAUAUCACUUGUCUGCGGUACAUAAAGAUAUAUGACAAGGAAUUCGCAAAAUUCUUCGUGACCUCAAACUUGCAGAAGAUUAUUCGUACAGCUGCUCAUCGACCCGAAGCAUUCUGCACUCUACUGUGCCUUCGUUCACCUUCAUAUAUUUCCAUAGCUUACACACUUCUUCCUCGUCGUUCAUAUUUUGGAUGAACUCCAAAGGUACCUAACCAAGCAACUCACAAGUAGCAAUGAACCACCGAACGAAGCCCUUCUUCAAAAAAUACUUAGCCAGACAUGACACAAGGUUGUGUGCGUUCUAUGCCAAAGACAGUCAAAGAAAUUCUGCGCAACAGAGGUAUUCAUAUAAACUGUUCACAGAUUUUUUUUAGGCUUUUGUGGACUUCGCUGGACAUUUAUGCCCAGAUCUUAAGUGUCUCAUAGAUACAGUGCAGCCACUUGUUGCUCCACUUUUCUCUACUGAGACGGCGUUAUUUUCAAAGGAAUCAUACAAAGAGGGUCUACCCAAACUGUAAACUAUUUUAUGAAGUUAAGCACUUUUCACAGGAAACGUAUUAUAAAGUCAGUCAUACAAGGAGAACGAGUGUGCAUCACAUGAACAUAUCUAUUACGAAACAUGUAAUAUAGUGUUGUUGAGUUAUGUGCUCGUAAUGUGUUGCUCCAUAAGACACUGCGAGUCAGUGACAAUUUUAAAACACUGUUGAAAUAAAA